AUGGCAGAGCCUGCCAUCUUUAGGCUUCCAGAUCCUGGGGACGGUGAGCUUGAGGACAGAGAGUCCGAGUCAGAGGCCGAGGAAGCUCCCAGGUCUGCAGGUGCCCUGCGGACUGUUCGAUAUAGGGACAGACUUCGAAAUGCUUCCCGUGCAGAGGUUUUGUUUCUGUAUGCGAAAACCUGUGGCGACGAAUCAGAAUCUCUGGGCACCGCUGCUGCAGGGAAUUAUUUGUUUUGUGUUGCUGAGCUUGGGGGAAAAUGCAUCAAGCCGUUGGGUGCCCAAGAGCACUUGCAGCAGCAAGAUACUUGGCGAGCUCGGCGUCAGAAACGUCGCGAUCGAGAUUUCGCCGCUAAGCAGAUGUCCCUCCAGAACCAGACAACCCGAAACCAGAUGUUCAAGUGCUGUUUGAAGUCUCUUUUUCGUUUCAGGGCAGCUGUCCAGUUGGGGCCUGCCCAGGCUGCAGUGGCAGGUGCCUGGUGCCGGGCACCUGCAGCUGCUAACCAGGGUGCGGUGACUCCUGUUCCUGCGAUGCCCGCCUUGGCUGGCAGGUUGGCGGUUUUGCCUGCAGGGCAAGCGCAAUGGGUUUUUCAAGCUGCUGCGCCAAGCGUCAUCUUCGAAGCCGUUGCAGAUCGCCAGGGCCUUUACACUUGCUUUGCAGACGGACAGGCGGCGGAGCCUGAAGUAGGCACUGCGAGGCGUUACCUAGGGCGUCCUUUCUGGAUGGUUCGCUUGCCACCAACUGUCAUGAAGCAUUUGAUGGAGAUAGGCAAGGAGUUCGUGGUUCCUGGUGGGCUUGUGACUUCUUUGGGGCACCAGUUGCCCGGAACCGUUCCUGCUGCGGCAGAAGGAAGCCCCAGUGAUGGUGCCGACAGUGGUUCCUCUUCCUCCUGCGAGAUGAAGAAAGUGCGCAGGCCGGCCAUGCAAGAAAUCCUGUUGGGAAAGCUCGCUUACAAGCUCAGCUCAACGGUAGGCAUUCAAGAUGUGGUUCGCACCGUCCUUCGAAUGUUAGUGCCAGAUAGUUUAGGUCUGGCAGACAACAUGAAAGUGUCGCAUGGGCAUGUGCGGAAUAUCUUGCUAAAGCUUGAUGCCUUGCAUUCCUUGUCUCGCCGGUUCCUUGCCCCACCAGGUGGUGGGGCAGACAAGUCGCUGCGAAUUGUCAGGUACAUCAGUCCUGACAGUUCCCCGCAAGCGAAUUAUGAUUAUUUUUGUGCGACAGAAGAGUUGCUGCUCUAUCGUUCCGACGAGCUUCCAAGGGAUGCGGGUGGAAAUGUAGCUCCUUUCAAAGGGUUUGAACACCAGAGGCGUUCGAUGUUGUGUACAACAAUUGCGAGAGGACAAGGAAGCACAGCUUCGAAGGCAAGCAAGAUGGUACAUAUGAUUGCCGUUGAGAGUGGUGCGUCUCUCUUUGAGACGUAUCGUUCGGAAGUUCGGGGCUUCUUAAGCGAUCAAGGAACGGAGCGAGGCAUAGCAUCGUUUCCAGUCCGCAGUUGCUCUGAGGUCCAGAGUAUUGUGGGCGCUCAAGCUUUGGCGAGCGAGGCAAUACAGGAGGAUUUUCGUGAAUUGCCGCUCUUUCAUUCCGCUCUACACAUACCGGGAACACUACACAUAGUGUUUAACGCACUGGAAUUCAGCUUGAAGCAGCUUGAAACCUGGCAAAAAUUCGAGAAACAGUUGAACAGCAUCACCCGUGUGUGCAAAGAAAAGAGUUACUCAGAAGUAAUUCUUGUGAGAAUGAUGAAGCAUGCGAGCCCCGAGGAGAGACGGUUGUUGCAUCGGAUGGAUGACCUCUUAGACUGGAGGUGGGAUUCGCUCGCAAGAGUGCUGAAGGUUUGGGUUCCUCUAUAUCCCACCUUCAAGAAAUAUUGGAACCCAGCUGUUUUUGGUGGGGACAGCUCGUCAGUCACAAUUCGAGCUGUGACGGAAGCGUUGGCAGACGAGUGCCAUUUCGACAUGGCAGUGUGGACGCAUCAGUUCUCUGCCGAGGCCACCAGGCUGGCCCACUUUUUCGAGGGUUGUCACUGCCAUCAGGAGCAGCUGACAGACCCAGAAAACCGGGAAAAGAUAAACUGUUGUUGGAAAGGCAGGCGCUUGCCUUGGCUUGCGGUUGGUAAUCUCCAGGGAGCUUUGCAAGAUGCCAUGACAAACAACGAGAUUAGUGUUCUUGCGCAUCUCUUGUCUCGUUCUAGUGAAACUGCAAGUCGGAUGGCGCACAUGGCGGACACGUGCAACAAAGUAUUUGUUGCCGUUAUCCAGCAAAAGCUUGCGUAUGCUCAGCAAGUACCAUGGGUGUUUGCCGCAGCGUUUGCGGGGUAUAUGGGCGAGACUUGGGGCCGAGUGAAAAAGGUUCUUCGGCCACAUCUUCAGAACGUUGACAACAUGAUCUCCAGUGGCCAAGUCGGCGCUCUAGACUCUGUUACACAUGCUUUGUUUGGACCAACCGACACAGGCCGCAUGCUCCGAGAGUUUCUGAACUCGGAGGAUGACGUGCCCCUUGAUCGAUGGCCAGCGUUGUUUUGGAGAGUACAGGAAUAUGCCUUUGUUUCUUUGUCCGAGCGACACACGGAGAGAGAGCAUGUCGGUGUCAAGGUUGCAGCAAACCGUGGUCUCACAAAGGCUGGGCCUGCAGUUGUCUGCAGCCGCAAGCGCAGAGAUCAAGUGUUGGAGAUGCUGGAAGAUGAGAAACAGCUCGCUUUCUUGGUCAACAAUUGGCGCAGCAGGCGCCUUUGGAGUAGCCUGCUGGAGCACAUGCUCACUCACGAAGAGGUUCGACUUAUGGAGACGCCAAAGAGGCUUUCCCGCUUGUACGGGUAUAGCGAGGAAGACCACUUCAAAGAUUGCGAGGACUCUGUUCGUGCUGAUGCCGUUUACCGCCAAACUUUGAGAGAUCAGACUUUGUUACUGGCCGGAAGCUUCAAGCUUCCGAGUGCUUCCUACCAGGUAGUGAACUGGCUGAAAGGCCAUUUGGCGACGGGCGUGUUUUUCAGUGUGUCCACGCAUGUCUUUGAGCUACUUGUCGACAGGGGUCGGAGAUGUGAAGACCCAGCCGCAUCCUUCAGAACCGACGUGCUGCUGUCUAUUCUGCGAGCCGACGUCCACCCUCGGGUAAGUGAUCGUGCUUCGGUUUUCUGCUCGGUGCUGGAUGCCAGGCCAGAAGCAAGAACGGAUGCUCGUGUUUCGCGACCUGCUGCACACAUCACAGACCCGAAGCUAGGCCGCCGCAGCUGUGUGGUUGUGCAGCGUUUCCACGACGUGGAUGUUUCCCAGGGCGUGCACGGCCUUGGUGGAGAUGUGCGGGUGGCGUGCACGAAUGUGCGGAUCGAGGUUCUCGACUUGGCACGGGUGUGCACAGCAGAGAACUUGAAAGCCUUUUGUGCAAACUGUUUGCUCUGGCGUGCUAUGCCUGCGGAACUGGCCUUGGCUCUGGGAGACGAGUCCACGCAGCCAGGUUUGCUGCAGGAGCCGCAAGUGCAGAAACUUCCAGAGAUUGUCUUAGACAGCGAUCCUGCCUGCUUGUUGAGUCGACCGCCUCCGGAUCCGCAUGUGGAAGAUGCCCUCGACAUCCUGCACCCCCCUGCCCAUGUCGUGCAGAAUGCGGACGACUCUGCGGUGCUGCAGGUCUACGGUGCUCCGUGUAGCGACCGAGAAAUGCAAGCUAUCAAAGAGUUGCUGCGAGCAAGGGCCAUCGGCAUUGAAUCUGCUGUGUAUGCCACAGACCUUGAACACUUCGAUGCUGUUGCACUGGAAGGCUUGCGUGACCGAGGUCUUGUCAUCUGCGAGACUGAUAUGUUCUCAGAUGUAUCCGUCGCCUUGACGGGCAAGUUGACCUACAGUGCAAGCUUGGUGCUGGCACGGCCAUUGUUGCUUUGGGAGCUUGACCAAACGACUUUGACUCGAGGCCAGAUGCCAGGCCGAUCAAAGUUGGAGUUAAUUCGUUUGUUGUUUGUCUUGGGCUGGGAGCCAGGGCUGGGCCGGGAAGCGUGGCAUCGCAAGCAGGGAGAGAAACGUCUUCCAGAUGACGUUCUAGUUUGCAGCCUCCCCUUCCUCAGAGCUUUGAUGCUGAGUCGGCUUAUAUGGGAAAGCCCCCAGCAGUAUUAUGAGUUCUUGGUGGAUCAGGACGAUCUCAGCAGCUUGCGGGAUGCUUCUGCAGAGGAAAUCAAUGCUCGGUUCGCGCAGAAGAAAAAAAGACCUGCUGGCCGCAGCUUGACAAGAGAUGCGGCUACAGGUCUGGAGCUUGACCCAGAGGCUGAUGAUGCCGAGUUAGAAGAGCUUGUGCAAGAGCUGCCUGAAAAGCUCAUGCAAGCAGAAGAGCCGCAGCCAAGCAUGGCCAGCGGUGGUAGACGUGUCGCUCCUCUAGAAAUCGACUUGGGAGGCGGACACGUGUUGGCUGACUGUGCUGCUUCCGUUUGCUGCAAGAGGGCCAAUGCAUUGGCAUUUCUCCCACUACGGUGGGUGCCGGUGGUCUACAACCAGUGGGGCGAGGCGCAGCUCCCACACCGGCCGCCUGCGCUGUUGCCGCCGCAUCCGCCGGCGGCGGCGGCCCCUUUUGCUGGCGCGGGUGCAGCCCACGGUGCAGCCACAGGUGGCGGUGUUGCUGCUAACCCCUCGGGGGCUGCAGCAAUGCCGGAUGAUAUCGUGGUGGUGGACCACGACCAGGAGAAGAAGAAAGAAGAAAAGGGUGGCAAAAAGGAGGAGGCUGCUCAGAAGCGCAAGAAGAAGAAGGAGAGCAGCUCUUCCAGCGGAGGCAACAGUGAGUCCUCCAGCAAGAAAGAAAAGCCCCGUGCAGCCCCCGCUGCCAAGGAGGCCAAGCAGGCACACGAGGCCCAGGCCGACGAGAAAGAGAGCGGCAAGGCCAAGGAGCCCAAGGAAGACAAGGAGGCGGAGGCGGCGGAGGGCGAGCCUGCAGCGCGGCCUGCGAGGAAGAACCGCAGCCGGCACUCAGCGGACGAGGCAGAUGUCGUUCGCUGCGAGCACUGCUGGAUGUGUGUGAAGAAAGAAGGCCUGCAAAGCCACCUGGAGAACAGCGAAUACUGCCGCCAGUGGCGGCUCCACGCCGCCGGCCAAAAUGUGGCCGGCCAAAAGCCUGCGGAAGAGCAGGCGAGCUCGGGUGCGUGCCAGUGCAGACACUGCUCACGGCAGUUCAUGCGCAGGUGGGACAUGCUGCAGCACUGCCUGGGCACGCACCCGAACUCCGACGAGGCUAAGGAAUGCUUGCAGGCCAUGCACAAUAAGCGGAAGAAGCAGCCAUCAAAGGAGGACCGGGCGGCUAGCAUGAGCCAACACAGGCCGCCGGUGCAGCUGCGGAGCAGGGGGCGUGUGGAGGAGCCGCCGCACAGACGUGGCCCGCGGCGUGAAGAGAGCCGAGAUGAUGAUGGCAGCCGUGGGCGGCGGAGAAGCCGUGGUGAGAGCCGCCAGAGCCGUGGCCAGGCAAGCUCUCGAGGCGGCGGCCAGGCAAGCUCUCGGGGGAGCCGCAAAGGCGGCGGCCAGGCAAGCUCUCGAGGGAGCCGCAAGAGCUCCCGCGGCAGCGAGCACAUGGACCGACGCUUCUCGGGCCGCUCCCGCAGCCGCAGGGCGAGCGAGCCUGCGGCAGGCUCCGGCCGCCGUGGGCGCGAUUCGCGGAAGGAGCCGACAGGGCAGCUAGGCCGCAGCAAAUCAUCGCCAAGGGAUCGGGCCAUGGUGGCGGGUCAGAGCCAGAGCCCUCAGAUCCCCCAGAUGAUGCUGGCCUUUUUCGAUGCCACCACGAAGAUGCUGGACAUGCAGCAGCAGUAG
Molecule: messenger RNA, 5766 nt
Organism: Symbiodinium sp. CCMP2592
Lineage: Eukaryota; Dinophyceae; Suessiales; Symbiodiniaceae
Source: the annotation of a GenBank genome assembly